Molecule: messenger RNA, 4893 nt
Organism: Aphidius gifuensis
Lineage: Eukaryota; Metazoa; Arthropoda; Insecta; Hymenoptera; Braconidae
Exons: 7
Coding region: 1298-2218 (306 amino acids)
Biological process (GO): synapse organization
Cellular component (GO): neuron projection membrane
Source: RefSeq, a predicted model, not a curated record
AGUUUGCUUUCGAAACGCGACCGAAACGGAUCAGUGUCUUGCGUAUGCUCUCGAAUUAAUUGGUUUUUUUUUUUUCAUAAUUAUGAAAAUUGUUAAAUUAAAAAAAAGCAUUUUAUCAUAGUCUUGAAAAAAUUAUUAUUAUUUUUUUCAUUUGUGCAAAAAUAAUUGUUAGUUUUAUUUUUUUUUAUUUUUAAAAAAUCAUAAAUAUUUUUUCAUAGUGAAUAAAGUGUGGAUAAAAUAAUUUUUGUUAAUUUUUUUUUUUUUUUUUUUAAAUUUAAAUUGGCAUUGUCUUAUUAACAAUAAUAUUUUUUUAGUAAUAAAAUAUUUUUUCUUUUGUAUUAUACCGAGUGAUUUAUUUGAUAUUUUUUUUUGUUGGGAUAAAAAUUGAGUUGGAGAUACUAAUAAGUAGCAAUAAACAGAAGUGAUCGUGAAUGUUGGAAUAGAACAAGAUAUAUGAUGAAUUCCGCAUCCCUUGAGGCAUCUCUUUCACUUUGAUUUGCUCGAGCUUUCGUCUCAAUUCUAUAUUUCUAUGGAACUUUGGCAAGGAUAAAAUAGCCUAAAGCACUUUUAUAUAAACAUACCAUAAGCCAGUAUAUUCAAUUAAAUUUCUGUAGCAUAUAAAUAACAAAAACAAAAGUUUACACAAGAACAGUUAAACAAAAAAAAUAUUAAAAACAAAAAAAAUUAAAUAAACAAGUACCACGGUCAAUUAAUUUUAUUUUUAAUUGUUAAAACAAUAAUUUAAAAAUAAAAAAUUGAAUUUAUAUUUUGUGGUAUAGUGAAAGCAAUUGAUGGAUAUAAAAAUACUUGAAAAAUGCUUUUUAUAAAGUUCAAGUGAUCAUUGUGAUUAUUGAGUGUUUGUUAAGCUCUCAAAGAGUAUGAGUUGUCCAAAAAAAUAAUAUCAAGCUCAUUGAUCAAGUGUGUAGCUCAACAAUUUUAGUGUUGCGAAUUAAUUAAAAGUUGAUCCAGUUACAUAAAUAUCAAAAAUACAAGUUAAUAAUUUGAAAAAAAAAGUUGUAAUAAAAAAUAUAAGUAAGUGUGUACACGUGGGUCAAGCGAAAAAUUAAAAUUAUACAAAAAAAAAACCAUCCUAAUGAUAUUCAGCAGUGUAUAUUCGUUCAAACAUCGAUAGCCCCCUUCACAUCAAAUGAUGAAUUGUUAUUUUGCGUGUUUGAAAAAAUAGCAAGAGUGAUUAUUAUCAGUUUAAUCGAAAAAAAUCACAAACCAUAAAUAAAUAUACUAAAGAAAAGCUUGGUGAGGCUUUUGAUAUUAUGUGAGAAAAAAGUAGAAAAUAUAAAUGACAGACAAGGAGCCAGUUAAGAUGUGCGUCAUUGGUUCUACAAUUUGGAUCUUUAUUAUUUUUAUCAUCAUUACAAAUGGUGCACCAGGUAAUUGUCUGCAACAGACAAGUAGCGGAAAAAAUUCCGACUCAGCACAAUCAAAUUCAGUAUUUGAUGAUUCCCUAUCACGUAAUGGACAAAAUCCUGAUGGUACACCAAAAACUGGACCGUAUUUUGAUUUAGCAGCAUCAAAAAAUGUAACAGCAUUAUUGGGAAAAACAACAUAUUUAAAUUGUCGAGUUAAAAAUCUUGGCAAUAAAACUUCGGUGGCAUUGCAAGUGUCAUGGGUAAGACACAGGGAUAUUCAUCUGUUGACAAUUGGACGUUAUACAUACACAAGUGAUCAGCGAUUUCGUGCUGUUCACAAUGUACACUCAGAUGAUUGGACACUUCAAAUAAAAUUUCCACAGCUACGAGAUAGUGGAAUAUAUGAAUGUCAAGUAUCAACUACACCUCACAUGAGUCAUUUUGUUCAUCUGAGUGUUGUUGAACCAACGACCGAAAUACUCGGUGGUCCAGAUCUUUAUAUCGAUCAUGGUAGUACCAUCAACUUGACUUGCAUAGUAUUGAACAGCCCCGAGCCACCAGCAUAUAUUUUCUGGAAUCACAAUGAUGCGAUAAUCAGUUACGAUUCCGGAAGAGGUGGAGUUUCCGUUAUGACGGAAAAAGGCGAGACAACAACGAGCUUUUUACUUGUUCAACACGCUAUGCCAUCUGACUCAGGACAAUACACCUGCAAUCCUAGCAAUGCUCAACCCAAAUCUAUCACUGUUCAUGUACUUAAUGGAGAGUAUCCAGCGGCAAUGCAGCAUGGGGGCCAAGCAAAACAACCACGACUCUACUCACUCCUGCUGUGCCUCUGUUUACUUCUUUACUAAAUUAAUAUAUAAUUAAUAUUAUAGCCAAAAAAAAAAGAAAAAAAAACGGCUGACGUUUUUUUUAGAAAAAUAAUAUAAAAAAAAUUGAGUGAAGAAAGAGAGUCAUUGUAUAAAAAAUAUAUAAAUCUAGUUGUAUAAGAAUCCAUCAAGCUAAAAUGAGGAACAAUGGUCGAGAGCAUUAAGGUCUCACUUUUGACAAAGUGUCAAAACCAUCAUUCUCAGUAUAUAAACUUUAUGGAUUUAGUUUACCAUCAUAAUGUCAGCAUCAACAUCUUCAAAUAACCUUAAAUAAGACAAAAUUUCAUCAAAAUAAAUUUAUAAAAAUUAACAAAAUCACAAAGAUAUAUGAAAACUAGAAUUUUCUUUUAUUUUUUUUAAUUUUCAUUAUGCUGAGAAUAAUUUAAACACAAAAAAAUAAAUAAUAUUCAUUACAGUGACUAAAAAGAUUCGAUGAAAAAAAAAUUUAAAUUAAAAAAAAAAGAAAAAUAAUAAAUUUCCUUGGAGAAUUCAAAUAAAUAUUUGUUUAAUAUUUUUUAUUUUUCAAUUUUUAGUUGACAAUUUUUUUAAUCAAAUUUUUAAUAUCAAUCAUAAUUUAAUUAACAAUGCAAAUAUUUCGUAAAAAAAUUUUUUUAUCAAGAAUUUUCAAUGAUAAUAUUGAUAUAAUAAAAAUAAAAAUUAUCAUUCAUUUUUUAUAUGUGUAAACAUUAAAUUGUAUCGUCAAAAAAAUACAAAAAAAUUACAAAACAUAAAAGUGAAAUAAUGCUAUGAAAGCAAACGCGCGUAUUCAGAUUUUCAUAUGAAAAAAAAAAAUGUGCAUGCGCUUGAAGUACUUCUCGUUACCCUUGCCACGCAAUUUAGCCAACUCGUAUGUAAUUUUUUUUUUUUUUUUAUUUCAUUUCUUUUCUUCAACGUGACGUUAUUUUUUCAAAAAUAUUUCAAAAUUUUUUUGAUAUAAUAACGGUAUUUUAAAUAACAAAAAAUCUUCAUACAAAAAAAAUUUAGCCAGUGGAAAAAAAAUUAUUAAAAACUUAUUAAUUAUUAAAAUUAUAAGGCGAAUAUAUUUGGGUUAUAUUAAAGUUGGAUGGAAAUUAUUUGAACAAUAGAAAUAAAUUAUAAUUAAUUCGUUAAAAAUUAAAUUGUCACAGGAUCUUUUCACAAUAUAUUUCAAAUAAAUAUAAAAUACAAUUGAAAUAUAUUUUAUAUAAAUUUAAAAUAUAUUUUCCAUAUAAUUUAAAUUAAAAUUUAAUAUAAUUUAUAUACUUUAAUUUUUCCACUUGGAUAUAGUUGACAAAAUCUUAUGUUUUAUAUCUUAAGCUCAAGACGUUUGUCAUUCUGUGUUUUGUUAUUAUUUAUCAGUUUAACGUUGGCAGUUGUAAAGGUGUGGUCGUUAUGAGCCACACCAAAGAAUUCGCAACUCCAGAGAAUAAAAAAACUCUUGAAACAAAUAAAUGAGAAAAGUGAAAAUGAAAAAAAAAAAAAAAAACAUAAAACAAAAUAAUAAUAAAAUAUAAAAGAAAGAAAAAAAAAAAAAAAAAAUUGCUUGCCUUCCGCAUCAAGAAUUCGGCUUCAAUGUUGCACUGAAAAUUUUCUCUACUUUCUCGUAAAAUUCAAGAUAAAAAAUAAAAAAAAGAAAAGAAUUAUUUCUGUACAAAACAGCUCUUUCUUCUAGCAUCCUAUUGUUCAAGAAAAAUACAAUCGUUUAUUUCUACUGAGAUCAUUCAAAUUGAAGUAUCUCGUGCAAAAAUAAAUGAAUUGUUUCUUUUUCAGUUGUCACUUUGAUACUUAUUUUCAGUGACAAAAAAUAUAUACACCUAUAAAUACUGGAGCCAUAUUAAAUCAAAGCAAAUUGACAUAUCAAUUCACAAAAAAAUAAAUAAAUAAUAAACUCUUUGUCGUUAACAUUGAAUAUGUCAAUGUAAAAAUGGUAAAAUAUAAAAUUAAGCUGAAAAUAAAUUUAUCAAUGAAUUAUUUAUACUUUUUUUUACUGUUAUUUCAUUAUUAAAAAAUAUUUUAAUAUUCAAUAUGGCUUUAAAACUAUCAAGCAAAUAACACUUGGCUAUUUUUAUUUAAAUAAUUCAACAGCAAUAUCUGUAAUAAAAAAUCGAUUUAUCUUUGAAUAUAAUUGACAAAUAAAAAUUGAAUGAUAAAUUGACUUUAAUGCUCUCGAUACUUGACCAUCUUCUUAUUUAAAUUUUAUUUAUUUAUAUUUUUUAAAAAUUGGUUGUCAAAAUUCAGCCACAAUUGACCCCAAUAUUAAAUUAUAAAUAAAUAAUAUAAAUAAUAUUAAAGUUUGUAAAUAUGUAUGAUUAAGAUGAUUUAGUUUAUUAGAUUAUCUCGACAAUAUGUAAUCUUUCAAAAUAAAAAUAAACUAUCAUCACUCAUUAAUGAUUACGUUUUUUAAAUAAAAAAAAAAAACAAAUUAUUUUAUAUAUAUGUAAAGAAAAAAUUUUAAAAUGGAAAAAAAAAAUUAUAAAAAACUUAAAUUUUUAUUUAUAACAAUGGACGAUGAUGCUUGUGAUAAUAAUAAACUUUUAAUUAUAUUUAUUUGUAAUUUUUAUUUUUUUGAAUUUUUUAAUUUAAAAGAAAAAAAGUAUGGAAUAUUGAGUGAACAAUUAUGUGAAGUACUUCUCUUUGAAAUUUUUAAUAAUUUAAAUAAUAAAGAAAAAAAAAAAAAA